Molecule: messenger RNA, 1084 nt
Organism: Lutra lutra (Eurasian river otter)
Lineage: Eukaryota; Metazoa; Chordata; Mammalia; Carnivora; Mustelidae
Product: translation initiation factor IF-2-like
Exons: 2
Coding region: 1-828 (275 amino acids)
Source: RefSeq, a predicted model, not a curated record
AUGACCGCCCGGCGCCUCAGCCGCUCGGCCCCAGCCCCGAGCUGCCCUCCGAGCCCCGACCCUCGCUCGGCGCCCGCGCCUCAGGCGGCCGGCGCAUCUCCCACCCGCGCGCAGCCAACCGAAACGGCCGCGGGACUGUCGCUUCCGGCAGAGAGCCCCGCCCCCGCCCCGCUUCCGGGGGGAGGUGCCGCGCCGCGCCCUCAGUGGCCCGGCGGGGAUUGCCUUCCUCUGGAUUGGCUGUGUCGUCGCCGCUCCUUCCUCCGGCGGGGGCGGGACUUCCGGCUCCCGCGGGAGGCGUGGCCCACGGGCCCGGGGGGUCCGCGGGUCUGGUCGCGGAGCGGGACGACGGUCCUCUUCGCGCUAGUGUCCUUCCCGCGCCGCAGCUCCGUCCCGCGGAGACGGAGCCAGAGACGGAGCGAGCUUCCAGCCUCGUCCCCCGGCCCGGGGGCCCGGGGGCCCGAGAGUGAGAGCGCUUGCCGGGCGUCCCACCGCCUCUCGCCGGUCGCCGGGGCUCGUGGGCCGGGCCGAGCGUGCAGCUUGCGCGCGUGCUCGGGCCGCAGCCCUGAUUUGAAACUGCACGUCCGUGUCCAGACUCGAGAGAUGAUCUCGUCUUUCCUGUACCUCGUCUCACGCAGCCGCCGGCGUACAGGAGGCCUUCGGUGCCAGUUGAAUGGGUCCGAGUCCCUCCAGAGUGGCAUCCUGGGAGUGCUCCCGCCUCCCAGUCCUUCCGUUCUCCCGUAUCCCUCCCCCACCUCCAGGUCCGAUCCUCCCGCACCCGCGCGUACCCUUGCUGCCCUGAAUUUCUCACCAAGGACUCCUGCCCGUUAGGUCUUUGCCUUCUGCGGGCACGGGCUGCUCUGAGUCUGCAGAACUGUGAAUGCCGGAAUCCUUCCUUGUAAGUGAUAUUCAUAACCUUUUCAAUGAGAUUGUAGGGUUUUUGAGGUCAGGGAUUAUAUCUUAUCCUUAGUUUUUUUUCAGUUACUCAUAAUUUAUUGCAGUCAUAGGCACAUUAUAAAUGUUCAGCAAGUACUGCCUGACUUCAUUUCACAGAUUGAUCUGGCUUCCUAGGGGAAGCUUCCUUGAC